CAGAGUAAUGUUUACGUAGAAACGAAACCGAAAGUACAAACAACUGUCAAAAUGAGCAAAACAUUUACAUCUCGUCCUGGCGUAACCCGAGGAAGGGGUCGGGGAAACGAGUUUCAGCCACGCCCGGUCAAUCAACCCCAAGAACAAGAAGGGGCCGUUCAAACGGGGGCUAGGCCGCGGGUAGGGGCUACAGGUCGAGGUUCGACAGGGACUGCUAUUGGGACUGGGAGGGGGUCGUUUGGGAGGGGGUCGGUUGGGAGGGGGUUGACUGCUCCAAACGAGACCCCGGGACAAACAUUACAGGGUGUCGAACAGAGAAUGGAAUACCUUGGAGGAUUCACUAAGGUCACGCCAAAUGAAAAGAAAAGGCAGCAAAUUACCCAAGCUGCCCAGAAAGAAACACAGGCAUACGAAGCCCACAAGAAGCAGAACACCCCACAGUCAUUCAGUUAUGUGGGAACAGCCGGCGGAGGCCAGACGACACAGACCGAUGCCCGCCGUAAACUGGUACAAACCACGCCAAACAAAACACAAAAGAUGCUUCAGCAACAAGAGAGGAAGUCCUUGACCAAGCAACAUGAAGAGGCAGAAAUUGAAAAGAAAAGAGCUGAACAGAGGGCAAAGGCUGAACGCAAUGAAAGACGGGACCAGGAAGAACGUCUUAACAGCGAAAAAAGGUGGGACGAGCAACGGAAGAGGAAGAAUGACGCCUUCCUAAGAGGACUGGAAAAUAAAACCAAAGGGUCUUCAGUGAAAGCACCAGCAUCUCAAAGUCAAACGAGACUGUCAGCACCACAGCCACCCGUUAGUAACAGCAGCCUACCGGAACCGGAAGAUGCCCUAUCAGAGGGCGCAGCAUGGCAUAUUGAAGAGGAGGAUCGCCUUCCUGGAGGUGCAACAGGGGAGGCCGAUCUCACAAUAGAAGAGAGGCGGCGCCUGGACGCCCUGAACGUCAUGUUCCCCAACUGUGCACGCGAUGUGCUGCGGUCUUUACUGGAGCAAACAGAUUUCUCGCUUGAUGCUGCAGUGGCCUUGUUACAUGACUAGAAGAUUUGAUAUUGAAAAAUGUGAUAAACUAUCCUUUGCUUCUAAUACUUUCUCUUGAUCAUACUUAAGUCAUUCUCAUUCAUCAGAGGUUUGAUAGUGAUAAAUCUACUGCGUGGUUCGCAUAGCAUCAUCACUCUGGUGUACGAGAAUGGCUUAAAUAUUAGUAUCAGAAAAGCCAUAUGUGCUUGAUUUGAAGAUGUAAAGCUAUUAAGAGAGAAACCACACAUUUUAUGUUUUGCACGUGUACAUUUUAUCGUGCCUUGUACAAGUAUAAUUACAUUUAACAGAAAACAGACGUUCCACUAAAAUUGUUUGACGAAUUGGAGCCAGUAUUUUUUCCUAUUCUUUUAGAUCGUAGUACCAUGACUAACUAAUGCAUGAAUAGUUUUAUCUGUGUAUAGCGCUUUAUAUUUAGAAAUAACUUUAUCCAGUUUGCCUGAUUUCUGCCAAUAAGUAAUUCAUGGUGUGAUUGAUGUUAUUGUCGGGGAUAUGAACGCAGUUGAGCUGGUUAUAACGGACUCCACACACUUUAACCAACCCAACUGCGUUCAUACAGUAAUAAUGACAUCAGUCACGCAAUUCAUUCAUUAUAUAUACUUGUUUCAUAUAAAUAGUUAUUAGCUAAGACAUGUAAAGUUGGCCUUUUGGCAACGGUAUAAAACAAUGGCCUUCUUGCGUGGUCUUCUUGAAUUAUUUUAUUUUUUUGUAAUUAUUCCUUAGGGAAUAUAUCCUACAAAGUUAUGUGAUUGUUACUGAGGGUUUUUCUUUUGCGGCCUUUAAGCAUAAAAUGUUUUUGUUCAUGUAGGACAAGUACGAUUUUGUUAUGUGUUCUUAUUAUUAAUUAUUCUAAUUUACAAACUGUUUGGGAUAUUUAUCAUAAUUGGUAUUAUUUAUAUGCAAUUUAAGUUUUCAAAUAUUUAAAAGGGAAAAAAUAACACAUAUUUGUUUGCCUAAAUUGUAAAUGCUGUGUUGUAGAUUCUUGAAGUAAUGCUUACUAGUUAGUAGAAGCUUAUUUUUCCGAAAACUUGUUUUGCUUCAACGUAAAAUAUAAUGUUUUUGAAUGUUUCAGUAUAUAAAUUGAUUUUACCAUUUUUGGUACAAUUGCAUAUAUGCUUAGCUUAGAGAUUGUAUCGAUCCAUUCACCGAACUAUAAACGUUUAUUCUGAUGUCAGAUGUCCCCUUAUUAGUCUAAUUUGAAAGGCAAAUAUUGUUGAUUAAGUUCUUAAUAAAAUACCUUUUGAUACACUCUUUA
This is a messenger RNA of Mya arenaria, 2299 nucleotides long. RefSeq lists its product as uncharacterized. The transcript is spliced from 8 exons. The record is from RefSeq and is a predicted model, not a curated record. Lineage: Eukaryota; Metazoa; Mollusca; Bivalvia; Myida; Myidae. The coding region runs from base 52 to 1047 and encodes 331 amino acids.